This is a messenger RNA of Cladophialophora yegresii CBS 114405, 1782 nucleotides long. RefSeq lists its product as uncharacterized. Gene Ontology annotation, biological process: carbohydrate metabolic process. The record is from RefSeq and is a predicted model, not a curated record. Bases 1 to 1782 code for a protein of 593 amino acids. The transcript is spliced from 4 exons. Lineage: Eukaryota; Fungi; Ascomycota; Eurotiomycetes; Chaetothyriales; Herpotrichiellaceae. Gene Ontology annotation, molecular function: hydrolase activity, hydrolyzing O-glycosyl compounds.
AUGCUUGCAGGAGGGUCGCUCGCGUGCCUGGCCACGAGCCUCUUACUCCCAUUGGCUCUCGCAGCAUCAAACUCUACCUUCACAAACCCUAUACUGCCAGGGUUCUUCCCUGACCCUAGCUGCACUUUCGUUCCCGAAUGGGAUGAUACCUUCUUUUGCGCGUCCAGCAGCUUCAACGCUUUCCCUGGCAUCCCCAUUCAUGCCUCGAAAGAUUUGACCAACUGGAAACAUGUCAGCAACGUGCUCAACAGAGCAGAACAGCUCCCAACCCUAGCAAUCACCAACAAGUCCACGAGUGGGAUUUGGGCCUCCACAAUCCGGUACCACGAAGGGACCUUCUUCGUCAUGACGACCCUGGUGUUCGACGACCAGCCUCAGACCAAUUUUUCUCGAUGGGACAACAUCGUAUUUCAUUCUAUGAAUCCCUUCGACUCGUCGUCAUGGUCAGAUCCGGUCCACUUCAACUUCACCGGUUAUGAUACAUCUCCGUACUGGCUGAGUAAUGGGACCGUGCUUGUCACUGGCUCUCAUCCGUGGCAGGUUCAACCGGGCAUAACGCAGACGACGAUCGACCUUACCACCGGAGAGGUCGGGGCGAAUUUCCGCUACAUCUGGAAUGGUACGGGUGGCUUGGCUCCAGAGGGACCUCAUAUCUAUUUCAAGGACGACUGGUACUACCUCAUGAUAGCGGAGGGCGGUACAGGCGUGAACCAUAUGGAGACUAUUGCACGUUCCAAGAGCAUCGAUGGCCCUUACACACCGAAUCCCAAUAACCCGAUCCUUACCAACGCUAAUACAAGCCAGUAUUUCCAGACAGUCGGACACGCAGAUCUGUGGCAAGACGCUUCUGGCAACUGGUGGGGGGCAGCUCUUUCAACUCGAUCUGGACCAAACUAUACGACCUACCCCAUGGGCCGUGAGACAGUCUUGUAUCCCGUGACAUGGAAAGCAGACGACUGGCCUAUAUUACAACCCGUACGCGGCCAGAUGAGCGGAUGGCAGAAGCCUGCGACGAAUCUCAGCAUCGCUGGAGAAGGACCCUUUGCAGAUGCUGCAGACUACAUCACCUUUCCGCCAAACUCCAGCCUACCAAUUCACUUCGUCCACUGGCGGAUUCCAGCCAAUGGGUCCUACACGAUCUCUCCUCCCGGCCAUCCAAACACUCUUCGGCUCAGCCCGUCGAGACUCAAUCUUACAGCCUUUGACGGCAACUACGCCGGACCCGAGGGCCAAACGUUUGUCGGCCGCCGCCAGACAGAUACACUGUUCACCUACAGUGUCAACCUGGAAUUCUCGCCACAGCAGCAAGGUGACGAAGCCGGCAUUAGUGUCUUUCUCACUCAGAACCACCAUAUCGACCUUGGAGUCGUCCUUUUACCGAACACGAGCUCUUCCGCGUCACCAAAACCACUUGCGCCGUACUUCCGCUUCUCUGCGACAUCCUACCUGGCCGUUCCGCCACCAGUGCUUGUCCCCAUCCACUCCUCGUACCCGAACUAUACGACGCUUUCGGACCCAAACGCGACUCCACUGAACUUGUAUCUAGAGAUCAAAGCCAUCAACGUCACCCACUACGCUUUCUCUGCUGGCCCGACAGACGCCAUGUCGGAUGUAAUCACCAUUGGGUAUGCGCCUGCCGCGGACGUCAGCUUUGGAUUUACUGGGACGCUGCUCGGUGUUUAUGCCACUACUAAUGGACGGAGUGUCAAUGCGUCAUCCCCCGGCACGCCGGCAUAUAUCUCGGAGUGGAGAUACACCCCUCAGGGACAAUUCUUGAGCUAG